Molecule: messenger RNA, 825 nt
Organism: Anopheles moucheti
Lineage: Eukaryota; Metazoa; Arthropoda; Insecta; Diptera; Culicidae
Product: transcriptional regulatory protein AlgP-like
Exons: 2
Coding region: 1-825 (274 amino acids)
Source: RefSeq, a predicted model, not a curated record
AUGGGUCUGGGUCGCAAGGCCAAGGAACCCAAAAAGAAGAGCCCUUCGGCUGUUCUUGGUAAGUUCCGGACCUUGGUGGAGGGAGCAGGCAAGGACGAGAAGGUGGUGGAGGCAAAGCCGAAGCUACUUCGCAAAGUCCUUGCGCUGCUGGAGGAUCUCCUACGGGAGAAGCAAGCGCAACAUGCGCUUCCAGAGCCGGCAAACUCUGGUGAGAAAGAGAUGGUGCAAUCAAGCGGCACCAACAAGGGUGCACCAAAACAGGUGCCCCUCGAUGAGGGCUUCGUCGUUCAGACGAAAAAGGGGCGUGUACCCAAGCCCUCUAAAGGCUCGGGUGUGCCAACCCCUAAAGGUAAUGGGCAAUCACGUGCAAAACCUGCCGCACAGGCAAAAGUAAAGGUGGAUGCGGUUAAGCCGCGGAAGGCUCUGGAGAAGCCAAAGCCAGCUCCACCCCCGAAGGCCAAAAAGGCCAAGCGCAAGCCGAGAAGCCGACCAGAAGCGAUCCUGGUAGCCUCCGAGGAGGCCGGCUCAUAUGCGGACAUCCUCAAAGGAUUCCGCACAAACGAGGGCCUCAAAGAGGUUGGUCAGCAAGUGGCGAAGAUCCGCCGCGCCCAAAAUGGGCAUAUGCUGAUCGAACUGAAGCGGGGUGAAUCCGCCCAUGCAGUAGCGCCUGCCCUAGCGGAGGCGCUCAAGGAUAAGGCCAAGAUUCGGCCUCUAGCUCCCACCAAGAUCGUGGAGCUACGCGAUCUGGAUGAGAUCGCGACGGUGGAGGAGAUCGUCGAUGCUCUGAAGGAGCAGACAAAGAUCUCCAUUGAUGAUACGUCGUAG